AUCAACUUGAAAUGUUAAUAUAAAGAAAGACAUGAGUUGUGUAAAUAGACAGGCUUUAGGCCUGCAGAUUGCUGUGCUUUUAAUAACUUCAUCAAAGCAGCAAGCUUUACGAGAAGUAGUUCUUAUGAAUUCUUUCACUUUUUGUGAUUUCUUGUCACUAAGGAAUGUUUUCUGUAGACAACAUGUCGGAUCAAAUAACCGUUGGCUUUGUCCUUCUUCUGUUCGCACUUGUUAUAUUUUUAUGUGGUAUGUACUUCAUGAGCAUGUUUCUACCAUGCCGAAUGAUUUGUUCAUGCAAGGGAUUAAUACUUCAGAAACGGUGUACUAAGCAUGAUGGUGGGAUUGGCAAUUUAAAUUUGGAAACACACGAGUUGACUUCGUCAACAGAAAUGCUGCUUGGAACGUACGAUGUCAUACCAUCAUAUUUCAUUCAGACUAAAGUAAAAUUAUCUAAAUGUUGCAUAUGUCUUACGCCAGCUGGAAAGGAAGCAGAGUAUGUCAAUUGUAUGUAUCUCCCAAAUGCAAAGAGAGCCAUGUAUGGUGAAGCUAGAAGGACAGUUUUCUUCAAUCAGUUAAAGACUUUUAUUUCAUGUCUUCCUCAGGGAGCAAUAAACGAAACUUGUCCAAUAUGUUUAGAAUAUUUUAUGCCAGGAAGGGAUAUAAUUCUAUUGAAAUGUAGUCAUGGUUAUCACGAGUCUUGUCUAAUUCAGUGGAUACGUAUUAAAGCAUCAAACACGACAUACAGCGCUGGAUGUCCAUUAUGCAAGGACAGUUUAAAUGAAGAUAAUUUAUCUCUAAAUUAUGGGCGCAUUUAUCCGACGCCUCUACGGCGUUAUUAUGGGAGUAUAUUGCUUAGUAGAGGACCCCAUUCAGAGUUGCAUUAAUUUAUGAAAUCAAGGAUGUUCAAAGGAGAAAGAGAUGUACCUAAGCAUUGUCUUUAAAAGUUCUAUUGUUAAUGCGCGUAUCGGAAACCCAUCUGUUGAACAGCUUUUGCUUUAUUUUCACACACUGACAAUAAAAUGACCAUUUUAACGACAAAGCAGAACUUUCACUAAAUGUAUUAAGUACCAACUUAAAAGUUAUCAUAAAUGCAGAAGAGAAAAACGCAAAAUAAAGUGUGCAAAUAUGCCGAUAGUAAUACUUGCAAAAUUCUGCAUUUCUUGUUAAAGAAGUAUGAAUGUUUCUGAAUUUUAUUUCGCAUUUUAGGUUAGUCCAACUCGUUUCUAAUUUUUUUGCAUAUACAUUACAAAAAGUCAGUAAGGUCUCUGUAAUUCCGAAAUUUCAAUAAAAAUUUAAUUAAUUUCACAUUUUUCAAAAUUCUGGAGAUUCUUUUUGUUAACGCCAAUUUAGCAUUUUUUUCUUCCACAGAAUAUUAUUUCUUUAAUCUAUUGCUAACAGAAGCAAACACGUGGCUUUGUUAAACUAUAAUUUGUAAAGUUUCAUUCGUCCUUUGCAAAAGGAUUUUGCAUUUUUAGAAUUUUUAUUGUAAAAAUACUUACCCUUAGAUGUAAUAUAAAUUUGCAUCUUCUUGAA
Molecule: messenger RNA, 1533 nt
Organism: Hydractinia symbiolongicarpus
Lineage: Eukaryota; Metazoa; Cnidaria; Hydrozoa; Anthoathecata; Hydractiniidae
Exons: 2
Coding region: 165-884 (239 amino acids)
Source: RefSeq, a predicted model, not a curated record